Melampsora larici-populina 98AG31 is the source of this 1179-nucleotide messenger RNA. RefSeq lists its product as uncharacterized. The transcript is spliced from 4 exons. Lineage: Eukaryota; Fungi; Basidiomycota; Pucciniomycetes; Pucciniales; Melampsoraceae. The coding region runs from base 1 to 1179 and encodes 392 amino acids. The record is from RefSeq and is a predicted model, not a curated record.
AUGCCCUCAUCAGUUCAACUAGCCAUGCAGGCUCGUGGACGACCGGUGUCGUCUUUGGUGGCCAUGCGACGAAGUGCCUCACCUAAUAGACCACUUGUUUCAGGACCAAUGCAUGCUGGGACUUUGUUUGAAUUCAAGAUGACUGCAUUCAAAUCCCAACACAUCAGCGUAGCAGAUCAACGCAGGGGAGUUCGGCCCACUUCAGUCUGUCAACAAACUGGUCUGACUUCAGUCAGAAUUGACCUAGCCAUUUUGAACCUUCAGGAGUUCAAAGACGCAGUUGCUGACUUGGCCGAGGGAUUUCAUUUGGGCUGUAGAGAUUUGUUUAAAGAGGCUGAUCUUAAAGGCACCAUUAAUUAUUUUGGCUGGGUUACUAAUAAUCCAAGCUUUCCGAAGGGUCGUCAACAAAACAUUGGCAAGGAUGUUGAUUUUGAACGCUUCAAAGUGGUGGUUUCUGAAAAUCGAGGGAAAUCAAUGGGAGUUACUGCUACAAUGAUUGACGAGAAUGCCAAGCCAAGGAAGAAUCGUGCCGUACAAAAUGCAAAUUCUUUUGAUCGUCUCAUGCUGGCAGAUAAUCCUGGAGCCAAUCCCGAAAGGGCUCGCGAGCUGGCCUUGAAUGCAAUCAAUCUACAGGCUGAUUUAACCAAGAUACGCACAGCGCUCCAGACCCGCUAUGGAAAUAGUGGUCAUGCGGGCCAUCGUGAGGGGAUGACCUGCUAUGAUCCCGAAAGACCCAAGUUCAUGAUGAGACUCACAUACCCAAUGUUGGAUGUUUGGGCCGAGUUAAUUGCUGCUGGCAAACCCGGUGUGACCCUGUUCCGACCACCAGUGGGACUACCUGGAUUCGAGUGGGUACUGAAGUCAGGCAAGCCAACCGGGAUUCCAGCAGACUCUCUCACUUUGCCUUCAAGUGUUCCUGCCCAAUCACGAUCAACAUCUCCAGCUCCACAACCCUAUCCGGAUUUCGAAGACUACCUCACCUUCUGCCGCAUCCCAGAAAACGAUGGCACUACCCGAGAUGUUCUGAAAAAACUUCAAAUAAUCGAAUUCGAUGAAUUUUUCUCUGCCGAAAACUCGAUCGAUUUUCUCAAAUCCCAAGGGAUAGGGCACGGACCUGCGGUCCGUUUGUCAACGAAGGCUUCACAGUAUCGCCAGGACCUAAAGUCUCGUCAGGCUUGA